AUGGCUCAAUCACCAACAUCGGACGACCACCGUGGGAACAACUUCUCACACAAACCCCGUCUGCCUUCUUUCAGCAACUUUCUCUCAGGCACUGGCCGUCCGGACUUGAAUUUCAUACAACCCAGGCCAGGAUUGAACCGCAGAGAUUUUCUUCCCGUGAAUCACGAGGCAUUGAACCGCCAAACUUCGACCCCAUCCUCGUAUCCUCCUUCCGAAAGGCUGGCAGCACCGCUACCGGACGUCAAUUCCCGAUUACACGAUCACCAUCCAGAGCAAACUCAAUCCCCCUUUUGGCCGUUUACCAGUUCGGCUCCGUCAGACAGGACGGCUGCAACCUUUGGUGCUUUUCCUCCAGGGCCAGCUCCGGAUCGUACACAUGGUCGAACGAUUGUGAGGGAGGAGCUUGUACCGGGCAAAGGCCUCUGUUACGUUUACGACGACGGAAGUGUUUGUCAGAAGAACGCCGAUGGCGAGCCUGUCAAUCCCAAAUGGGGGACCACCAAGGCUGGAAAGCCAAGGAAGCGGCUGGGCCAGGCAUGCAACACGUGCAGGGAGAAGAAGAUCAAGUGUGACCCCAGUGUGCCCAAGUGCGCCCAGUGCAGGAAGUUUGGGCGUGAGUGCAAGUUUGAUGCCGGCCCUCGUACCGGACAGAAGCGAUCGGGAUCGUUGCCGUCAGCAUACUCCUCAGCGUACUCUUCGCCCGUAGAACAAAUGUCCGAAAGGCCUUCUGGACGAAGAGAGUCGACGGCCUCAGCAGACUUGAUAGGUCCAGAGUCGCCUCUAUCAAAACCUGGGAAUAGAUCCUCUCUCCCGUUGGAGAGCCUUUUGUCUCCAGUAUCGACCGAUGACCAUGCCAACGACGAUGGUUUGGAUAGGAGGCCACCGUCAAAGAGGGCUAGGUUAUCUGCAUCGCCACGGCCCGUCUCUGAAGGCGGUCUAUCCGACGGGUUCAGUAUCGAAUCGCUGUUAAACACGUCAUCCACACCCUCAUUCUCGUGGCAGAAUGACCCUUACGAACUUCACCGGGGCUUGACCCUAUACUAUGUCGGCAAAUACUUUGCACAUGUGGACAGCACAGCAUAUUGCACAUUACCGAGAAAGAAAUUCACUAGCUGGGUGGAAACUCGCACCUCGAAGUCUGCGGAGGACAAGAUGUUACUCUAUGCGAUUUUGGCCCUAGGGACAGUGUUCGCACGACGCGCCGGUCGAGACACUCAUCGCUCGGUGUUCCUCGACAUCGUCCAUGAUGCCGUAUUGCAAUGUGGCGACACGCUGAGCUUACAAUUAGUUCAAACCCGGCUGAUUUUGGCCUCUCUUGCCUUAUCCCAAGGUGAAUACAACCGAGCUUGGGAUUUCUGCGGUGCGGCGUUGCGGACCGCAUUCGGACUCGGAUACAACACUGAAGAGGGUGUGCGAGUGGUGUGUGAUGCCGGUCGACUGGACUUCGACUUGGACUUUGCAACAUUGGUGGAAUGCCGCAGGAGGACGUUCUGGUCAGCGCACAUCAUGGAUUGCUUCAGCGGCUGCAUCCCUGCCUCUGUCAAUUCAAUGUAUCGCUCGGACUGUCACCUACGACUACCCUGCAACCAGGCCGCAUACGAGACGGGCGACAUUCUGCCUACCGCCUUUGACUUGACCAUCCCUCCCAAUCGCCGCGAUGGCCCAAGGGACCUGGCUGAACAAAUAUCUCAUGUCGGGCUUCUGGGGUACCUCGUCCAGAUCGCCACAAUCUUCCAUGAGGUAGUUAGCAAAAUCAGUCGACCGAGGUCUCGAAUAGGGACCAACUACAGUGUCUUCUUGGAGACAUUCCGGCACGAUAUCAUGAACAAGUUGCAGUCAUGGCAUGGACACCUCGCAUCUCACUUAAGAAGCUCGCGCAGGGACAACAGCAGCGCGGAACCUGUCAACGGCCUCCACAUCCUGUAUCAUUAUACCGCGUUACUGCUCCAUCGUCACGUACGACAUGCCGAGAUGAGUCAACGGCAAAUCGACGCCCACAUCCAAGGCGCCUAUGACCACGCCCGGCUGAUGUUGGAAAUGGUGCAGAGACUGAGCAACAAUGAGGAACGGGACGCCGCCCUGUUCCGUUUCACCACUACCAGUCCCUUUAGUGGCUACGCCAUCACUUCGGCCCUAGACACGAUUACGGCAGCAGGGAUCCUGUCGGAAGUGAUGAACCAGAAGAGCCAGACAAUGUCACUGAUCUCCAGCGGCCUCGAAGCCUUGGAGAGCUUGAUGGAAUUCUGGCACAGCGCGCACCAACAGCGCGAUAUGAUCAAGCAGAGACUGAAGACGUUGUUGAAUGCCAGCAAAAGCGCGUCAGACUACAACGGAGCCUUUUUCUUUGCGAACCCCAUGCAAAGCCCUUUCGGCUUAGACCAGGACAUCAUUUAUGGAUUGCCUCGCAUGCGUUACUACCAGGCGUUGGGAUGGCAUAACAAAAUUCAGACGAGGGGAGAGUUUCACCAGUUGGACCGGGAGUAG
Messenger RNA from Capronia coronata CBS 617.96, 2484 nucleotides. RefSeq lists its product as uncharacterized. The record is from RefSeq and is a predicted model, not a curated record. The coding region runs from base 1 to 2484 and encodes 827 amino acids. Gene Ontology annotation, molecular function: DNA binding; DNA-binding transcription factor activity, RNA polymerase II-specific; zinc ion binding. The transcript has 2 exons. Gene Ontology annotation, cellular component: nucleus. Gene Ontology annotation, biological process: regulation of DNA-templated transcription; DNA-templated transcription. Lineage: Eukaryota; Fungi; Ascomycota; Eurotiomycetes; Chaetothyriales; Herpotrichiellaceae.